GCAACCAUGCUCAGGUUCGCUUGAAGUUUUCACACAUUCUCCUCUGAGGUUGAUCACUGACAGGACACAUUUCAGGCUGCUCAGUGAAGGAUAUACAUGUCUCCUGUUGGGUGAAGUAGAAAAGUUUGUCUUGAAGCCGGUGACUGGAUCAACAGAGGCUGAACACAGAGGAGACAUGAAAGCUGUGGUUGGAUUGUUGUUGAUGCUACUCCGAGUCUGUCAUGGUGUGGAAACCUCCUGUGAUGGCAGACCGAAUGGAACUCAGUGUUAUGGAGCUUUGGGAGGAACUGUGGUCCUCCGGCUGAUGGACAGCGCCUCAGAAAUAUUUCAAUACCAUUGGUCAAACAAAACAACACGAAUACUCUAUGGAAGAAAGAAUCAGAUUGUGUCUAAUGAGAUAGAAAACAGAUCAUCAUUUACUCCCAGUGAUGGAACAUUUAGGAUCAGUAACCUGAGCUGGAAUGAUAGCGGGGAAUAUAAACUUGCAAUCUUUGAUUCAAAUGGAUGGAUAUCAGAGCUACGGACUCUACAUUUGACCAUUCAAGCUCCUGUGUCCUCUGUCCUGCUGGUCUCUGAGUGUCUGUCCCAGGGAGAGAUGAGGGUGUCCUGCUCCUCUGAGGGAGGGGACAGUCCUCAGUACAGCUGGACUCUGGAUGGACACACACUGACAGACGCUGAGCUCCUCUCUGGAAACACUGAGACCACCAACAUCACUCUGAAACAACACGUCUCAGGACAACUGGUCUGCUCAGUCAGGAAUAAUGUCAACAGUGUCUCAAAAGAAAUGAAGAUUACUAACUGUGGCUUCAUAUUCAUUAACUGCACCUUACCCAAUGCGACACACAUAUCACAGUGGGUGUUUGCAGCCAAUAACACCCUGUGUAUUGAGCCAACAACAACUCCUACCACAACCGCAGCAACAUCCACUGUGGGUAAGGAGACUGUCAGCAUACUUCACACCACCACUAAUAUCACAUCCUCCAAUCAAACUGUGACUCCCCCCAGCAAUGAUGGCCCAUGGUAUAGCAACUUGCCGGUAAUGGCCGGGGUACUCUCUGCACUGGUGCUGCUGUUACUGAUCGGCGUGGCUGUCAUCUGUUCUCAGAGGAAAAAGAAAAACAGCAAACCUAAAGAAGAAGACGACCAGGAGUUGACGUAUGCUAAUGUCAGGAUCGUGCAGCGGCAGGGGAUGCAGAUGCAGCAAAGGCAGGAGACACAGGUGGAGUACGGCGAGGUCAAGUUCUCAGAGCGACCUCGGCAGCCUGUAGAGCCAGCGGGAGAUGACUGUGUGUACGCCAAGGUCCGUAAAGCCAGGUGAUUCAGGGUGUUCAGGGUUUUCACAAAGACUUCACCGCACCACUGAAGAUGGAGGAAGUGUUUGUCCAGAGGCCAAAUACUGUAGUUGUUCAUCUUAAUUUAACGUGAUGUUUAAUAGCAAAAAUGUAAAUAGAUAUUAUUAUUCACCAGUUUAUGUGUACUUCUGUGUUGACUGUGCAUCAAAGUAUCAUCUCCAUCAUUUGCAUCACAAUGUGGCCAUUUUUUAAUAGACUAGUUUUUGUGGACUAUUUAAUAUGUUCAAGAAAAACAAGACUUUCAAUAUUUUUUAAAUGUGUGCCACAGUUUUUAUUCUACUAUCUUUAUAUUUAGAUUAUGUUGUACUUCUUUUUUUAUUGGCUUGGUUUUUAUUUAUGAGCAUAUCUACUUUUAUUUGAUUGUUAAAAUGCUGCAAACUCGCAAUAAUAUUAGUAUGAAUUUUAAGAAUAACAGUAUGUUUGGUUUUUAUCACUCUAUGGUGAUUGGCAGGUGUCAUCAGUACGUUUAUGUUGGUCUGUGUUUCAAAGGCAUCAAAAUUGGCUUUAUUUCAGACUUAUAAGCAUUUACUUAGAUGACAAUGUAUUUAUUAAAUAGACAUGGGUGGGUUAAUUGAGGGUUGGAGUAUAUCAAAUAAGUAUGCUCCUAUGUUAGUGUACAUUUAUUAAAGGUUUGGUGCGGUGUGUGGGAGUUAUUUCAGAUUUGAUCAUGCUACCUUCCAUUGGCUGCUUUGCCAUAAGAUAAGCUUGUAGAGAAAUAUCUUGCCUCUCAGGAAGCUCACAGUAACCACGUAUUUGUUUCCAUGAUGUAAACACUUCUGCUUUUUUCUCAGUCUUGCAAAACUGUCUUAUCAGUUACAGGGGGUGUUUUUUAUUAUUACCUCAUUAUAUGUGUGACAGUUUCAACAGUUCAGUUCCCCCUUAAUGCAGUCAUACAUAAGGAUGGGCUGUGCAGUGUUAAUCAUCUUUACUCUGAUAUAAAAAAAAAAUAGCAAGGGAACUUGUCUUUUUCAGUAGAUGCAGAGACAGAUAACACACAGUCUAAUUAUAUUAUAUCUUAGACGAAGCCUGCAAGAGAACAUGCUGUUGCUCAGGGUUUCGAUUUAGCAGCAAAAGAGCUGAAUCAAAAGGGAGAACUGGGAGGGACACAUUUUAAGGAACUUACCAACUUUGCACACUCUGAGCAGUCAGUGUGUAUAUCUUUUAACAUCAGAUUUUUUUCUCAUUUUAGAUGAUUUGCUGAUAUUAAUCAUUCAGAGUUUGUGUAAUUCUGAGCUGCAGCUUUCAAGUCUGGAAGUGGAACUAUUCUGCAUUGUGGAUAUUUAUGCUAACUGUUUUUGGGUCAAUAGAAAGUCAGCUGAAUAACAAGUAGAUCAAUAUGUAAUUUAUAGCGUUUUUCGUGCCUUAGGCAGGUAAGUUAGUCAGACUUAAACAGACAAUAAUACACAAGAAAAUUUAAUCUUUUAUGUAAUGACAUUGACCCUUGGAAAUGCUGUUUUCGACAAUUAUUACUGUGAGACCACAUCAUACAGUACUCGUUGAAUUAUUCUAGUAACAAAUCUAAAUACCCCCCAGACUCUUGGCUUUCCUGCCUCCUCCAUAAUUGGUGCUUGUAAUUUGCAGCUUUUAGCUCAUAACUUGUAACUUCAGUGUCACAUUCACAGAUAGGGACUUUCUGCGUCCUUCUCUCAGACUUGGUGAAACAUCCUAUUGAAAAUAUCAUAUGUGCAAAUUGCAUCUGUGUGCACAAAACCUUUUCACACAAUCACACAAUAUAUCCACAGCUGCUAAACUAAACUACUUGUGAACAUCAUUUCACAAGCUCGAAAUAUGAAUGACGCUUAUUUGCUUUCAUAGUUGUGCUCAACUGCAGAGGACGUAGCAAUAUACAGCACGGGCAGAAACAAAUAGUUCAACACUUGAAGGCACUGGCAAGUGGAAUGAAGUCUUGCAUUAAGUUACCGCUUGUUGAAGCCCUAAUUUUUCUAGGUUGAAUUCUUGACUCUUAGAGACAGAAGAAUGUACAAACAAAGCAAAUAAUAGUAAAUAUUUUGGAGAAAUAACGUUUCAUAUCGAGUGCUCCUCAAUGGUUUUCUGUAGGCUGCCAUGGAAGUUAGCAUUGCACUGGUUCCCUUGUCAAAAAGCCUGUUGGAUGUUGGAUAGGCCUAAUGUUGGAUUAUUGCUGAAAAUAACCUCUGCGGAAAACAAAUAUUUACUACCAUGUUUUGUUCAGCAAGAUAAUCUCCACAAAUGACCAUUUUCAAGAUUACUGAAACCUAAAUGUAAUCGCCAGGGGUAAAAAGCUAAUGUUAGGCUAUCAACAAGCUAUGCUAUGGUAGCAUGACUAAACGUCACCACCCUAGCAACACUGUAAAGCCGUGUUCGACGUGGCUUAGUGUGAUGAUGACCUGUAGUCUCAUUUAGCCACAUGUUGGCAACCGCCUUUGUUAAAAUAUGUCAAAGCUUCAAAGUUCACAAGCGGGGUAUUCACUGACGUACUUUAACUUCAGGCACCUAACCAAAAACCCACUCAAGAAACCCACUGACUUUGAGACGAGGGAACCACGAGUGGUAAAAUACUAACUCAUUUCCGGGUUUUAAGACUCAUUACUGGUGGACUCAGUUGUCAAAGCUGUAAUCACAUGCUGUUGCAUGUGCCAACAGCCUUUUGAUAUGGGCGUGGACUAAGUUAGAAAGUAUACAGCCAAACCUUUGACUGUCAGGCAGAGCACCCUCCUUUUCUCACCUCAGUAUCACCAUCUAAAAAUGGUUUGUAACUUCAGCUUUAACCAAAAUAACUUCUUUACAAAGCAGCCAUUAUCAAUUUGUUUUUCCGAUGGUAAUUUUAGUGAGAUUUAAUUUUUUAUAGGUCAUAUGAAUCCAUGUGCUUUUAAUUCUUUAUUUGCUUUGGAUUUAAUUAAAGACAGAGGUUACAUGUUUCGCGUGGUUUGAUAGCUUGAGGUUAAAGGUUGAUAACCAUGGACUACCAUUCAGCUGAUUCACAGAGCCAUAAAAUUGCUGUUUAUGGUUCAUAAGAGUUGUAGUGUCCUUAAACAACUGCCUGAGAGCUUUUUAUUUAGUUGAACCCACACAGUCGAACUUCUGACCGACAUAAUCUACUGAGCAAAUAAUUGACAACAAGAAUGAAGUGCGAUAAAACUGCUCCAAAAAUCCAGAAUCCUUUUGCCAUCUUGUCAGCCAGCCCUACUUUGUUCAGUAUGAUGAUUAAAUGGGAACCAAAACUGUUUAGUAUUAUGCAGCUUUUAGCCUUUUUAAUAUGUGAACAACACUGAGGUUAGAGUGCUGCACCUUAUCUCUUGAUAGGUUUGAUCGAAUCAUAACUACAGAUUUUUUUUUCCUCAUAAAAACCACAUGAUUUUAUCAGUGUUGUUACACAUUCAUGUGAUGUUAUCACAUCAGGUUGAAUUUAGUUAGCUAUAAAACCAAGACUGGUGACGAUUCUUCAACUCUGAGCACGCCAGUUUUACAUUAAAGAUAUCCAUCAGAAGAUUUAGGAUUUGAUUUUUAAAGAAUUUGUCAGCUAUAUGACAAAAAAGUCAAUAGUUUGAUUCGAAAUUGUUGAAGCGUUGAAGUGUAAUUUGGUAUUUAUGCAGUACAGAUGUUUUCUGUGGGACAGUGUGAAUGUUCAGAAAUGCAGUGUUAUAAAAAAAGUAUAAAAAAGAUAUAAAGAUUUCUGUGAGGAGAUCAUCCCGCAGUCUGGCCUUUUUUUUUUUUUAAUUUGUAUUUCAAUAUACAAUUAUGGCACAAAACAAGAAGCUUCUCAGGUUGUAAUUUCAUUAAACUCAAAUAUUAAUUAAAUCAUUUUGUGGGCAGGUAAAGCUCUAUACCACUGCUGCACUUUCUCAUUGGUGGCAUGAACUUAUCAAGAAGCUUUUCUCUGCAGAAAUGUUUAAGAUGAUUGUGGUGCAGUGAAAGCAGAUACACUCACAGCUGGUCACUGUGGGUAUAUCACAGUGCUAAUGAACAGAAAAUGCAAACCAGAUCGAUAAACCUGUGGACUGAGAAUGCUUUUUAUAUAAUGUGCAGGAAAAGCAACAUAAACUUCAGCGUAAACUUAUAAAAAAUGCAAACACGCUGUCAAGAUUGUGUUGAAAGAGAGAUUAUGGGAACAGCACACACUGAUAUACGCAUGAGUUGCACAAAGUUGGUGGUACAGCGGUUUACUUUGAAAAGACAGCUUUAGCAAUCCUCGGUUGACUGUGGUCAGUACUAAAUUUACAUUGCUACAUUUGCAGCUUUUCCUUCCUCUUCUUUUAAAGUGACACGUAAACAGGAACAAUCUGAAAGUGUGAACAUUUCUAACAUGCACAGGGUUGUACUGUAGAUACUUUAAUGUUUUAGAUAUGCAUACUGUAAGUCCCAAAAGACUUAAAAAACGAACUUUUUUCACUUGAAAUACUCAGACAAAGCUAAAUGUUUGCAUUUAGUGGUUCAUGUUUUUAGACCAUGAUUCAUGUGGCAGCAGUUUUUCAGGAAGUGGCUAAACACUUAUGUCUGAGCGUGUUAUUCCAGUUCCUUGCUGUUAUCGCAAUGUUUUUGCUAGAAAAAAAAACAACACAUUUUAGUUUUUUCAUGUCAUGUUUGCACCUUCAACAGAAAAUGCGAAGUGAUGACAGUUGUUUUUUUUUUUUAAAUCAAAAUGUCAUUGCUUUCACUCCUGUUUUUAAAAAAAUAUUUCUGUGCGUUCACCACUUCCAUUACGCCAUACACAGCUGCCUUCCUCUCCCCAACUGAAACCCAUUAGUUUAUACUUUUCAAUGGUCUAUUCCCAUGAUAUAUCCUGCAGCUACAUUUCAAAAGAAAGAACAUUAAAUGCUUGUUUAACUUUGGCAUUAUCUCUUAAAAGUGUUUUUUUUUUACUCUUCUUUCCUUUGUAAGUAACAAACAUAAUGCUCUCUGCUCUUUCUCUGGUUCCUGUAAGCCAAAUGCAAAUAAAGAGAUGAGUUAGUAUCAUUUUA
Epinephelus lanceolatus (giant grouper) is the source of this 6289-nucleotide messenger RNA. The record is from RefSeq and is a predicted model, not a curated record. NCBI's taxonomy places the organism in Eukaryota, Metazoa, Chordata, Actinopteri, Perciformes, Serranidae.